AUGUCCUCCUACAACGAUAUUUUUGAAAGAGCUGUGCAGGAUCCAUGUUCAGAUGCGUGUGACUGCGAAGAUUCUAUAGCACCUACUGAUGCUACCGUCACCACCACCAUCUCAUCAACAACAAUACCCAUCCCCAUUGCUGCAGACAAUAUACUUUAUAAAAACAUCCCCAAUAGAAGACUCCCGCAAAAAAUAAUUUUUAAUGACGUAUUUGACGAUGAUGCAGACACAGAGGAAGACAAUGCUGAUGAAGAAGAAAACGAAAAAAAACAUACACACAAAUAUACACGUCGACAUAACAGUGAUGAUGCUAAACUAGACAUGACUAAACAUGCAUUACGAAAAGUUAAUACAAGUCCACUCCAUAAUAUCGUAUCUGUCCCACAGAGACCUCAAUUACACAAUAGAGCAAACAGUUGCGCCCUCAUACACCAACUUUCUCGAUCAAAUUCUAAUGCCGCUGCUAACCCAUUGCCCUAUCCAAAAAGGGAGGAUGCCUUUCUAACAAGAACUUCUUCUGCUAAUUACUUUUCUAAUUCUCGUAGCAAUAAUAUUACUAGGAAUAAUAGUUAUAUCUCGGAUUUCCAUUGUAAUUCACUAAGAAGACAGAGUUCUUCUUUGGCUAUUCCCACCCAUAUCUAUGGUUUGGAAAAAUAUGUAUCAAGUGAAUUAGAUGAAUUAUCUUCAUCCUGUGUUGGUCCAAAUACACAGUCCAUAACUACUUCGCCAUCAUCAUCAUCACCAUCACCAUCACCACCACCAUUUAACAGCACUGGUACUAACAGUAGGCAUAAUAAUAAUAGUAAGAACCAUUAUAGCAACAGUAGUGGUUAUAGUCACACCAUUAAAGAAGCAAAAUCUAUAUCAUCUAAUACAACAUCUACUAGAGGCAAAACAUCUGCUUCAAUUCCACAAAAAAUUGAAAAUUCCUCGGACAAUCUUUCGUCAUCUAUAUUGUCACCUACUUCUGUAUUAUCUAGUGCAUCUUCUACAACAUCAACUGACGUUAUAAAUACUAAUAAGAAAAAAUCAACCCCAACUUCCCAUUUAAUAAAAUGGAAAAAUGCAGCAUUAAAAAAGACUCAUGGACUAAAACCAACUAGAAAAUCAUUCAUUAAAGUUUCAUUAGCAAAUUCUUUUGCCUAA
This is a messenger RNA of Arxiozyma heterogenica, 1146 nucleotides long. RefSeq lists its product as uncharacterized. The coding region runs from base 1 to 1146 and encodes 381 amino acids. The transcript has a single exon. Lineage: Eukaryota; Fungi; Ascomycota; Saccharomycetes; Saccharomycetales; Saccharomycetaceae. The record is from RefSeq and is a predicted model, not a curated record.